GGUACAAGGCCACCAUCAGCGCGCCGCACAUGCACGCCCACGCGCUGGAACUGCUGAAGGAUCGCCUUGUGGAGGGUGCCAAAGCGCUGGAUGUUGGAUCUGGAAGCGGGUACCUCACAGCUUGCUUUGCCAGGAUGAUGGGGCCAACAGGGAGAGCUGUGGGCGUAGAGCACAUCAAAGAGCUGGUACAGGAGUCCAUCAGAAACGUCCAAGAAGACGACCCAACGUUGCUCAGCUCUGGCCGUGUAAAGCUUGUGGUUGGAGAUGGCAGGCAGGGAUACCCUGACGAGGCUCCUUACGAUGCCAUUCACGUUGGAGCAGCAGCAGCAACAGUACCGAAGGAGCUGCUGAAUGAACUGAAGCCGGGAGGUCGGUUAAUACUGCCCGUUGGUCCCGAAGGCGCCAACCAGGUCCUGAUGCAGUACGACAAAACCAGCGAGGGGCAGAUCAUCGAAACCCAACUGAUGGGCGUGAUCUACGUUCCUCUGACAGAUAAGGAGAAGCAGUGGCCUCGGGAUGAAUUCUGAUGGAUGGAUAUCUCUAAAGUGACCUCAGAAAGCUCAUGAAUGGGACUUAUGACUGUAGAUGGUCUGUAUGGUUUUGGUUUUUGA
Messenger RNA from Antrostomus carolinensis (chuck-will's-widow), 611 nucleotides. Its product is annotated as protein-L-isoaspartate(D-aspartate) O-methyltransferase. Gene Ontology annotation, biological process: protein modification process. The transcript is spliced from 6 exons. The record is from RefSeq and is a predicted model, not a curated record. Gene Ontology annotation, molecular function: protein-L-isoaspartate (D-aspartate) O-methyltransferase activity. The annotation marks the transcript as partial. Lineage: Eukaryota; Metazoa; Chordata; Aves; Caprimulgiformes; Caprimulgidae. Gene Ontology annotation, cellular component: cytoplasm.